GUUAGGCUGCUUGCCCGGGGGCCGUGCACGGGCCGUGCACGUGCAGAAGCGGUUAGGCUUCUUACUCAGAAGCGGAGCGGGUGAGGUGGUUGCGAUUCUUGCUCAGGACUUGUGCAAAUGCGCAUGUACAGGGCCAUUAGAGCCUAGACAUUGGAUAAAAGAGGUUGCUUGGCGUUCAUUGAAAGUCAGAGAGGUCAAAGGGGCCUGAGAUUCUGCCCGGUGAGGACCGGAAACCGGACGGUCGGAGGAGUCACAGGGCUGCCAUGCCAGGCAUCUUUGGCAGCUCAGUGCCCAAGCUCCACAAGGCUGCCCGCAAGGGCGACAAGGCCAAGGUGGAGCGUCUCCUCCAGAAAUGGAACACGGUUUACAGAGACAGCAAGCAAAGGACUGCUCUGCAUUAUGCCAGUGCCUAUGGCCAUCCAGAAGUGGUGAGACUCCUGAUACAGAAAAAGUUUGACCUUAAUGCCUGGGACAGUGACCAUGACACCGCUCUGAUUAAGGCUGUAAAAUGCUACGAGGAAGACUGUGUUAGUAUUCUCUUGGAACAUGGUGCAAAUCCAAAUAUUGCCAAUACCAAGGGCGACACUGCUCUGCAUUAUGCAGUUUACAGUUCAAAGUCUUCACUAACAGCAAAACUGCUUUCGCAUGGUGCCGAUGCUGAGGCAAAAAACAAGGAAGGCCUCACACCACUUAUGCUUGCUCUAAGGGAAAACAGAAUGGAAGCGGCAGCAUUGUUAAAAAAGACAGAAACAAAGAAUGUGGUGAAUGAGCCGGAAAGCUCUUGCAGCAAACCCAGUCCUGUUAAUUACCAGGCUACAUCAGGUGACACUGCUUUCCCUCUGGAUAACAAGAAACAAGCAGAAAUGUCAAAAGUUACAGCGCGGAAAAAGGAUACGGUGUUUGCACCAGGAGUACAGAAAGCUGGUGAAUUGCCUUGGGAUUCUGAGAAGCCUGUCGAUCCUUUUUCUGGGAAAGCAGAUGAUGGAGGAAAACAGGCAGGAAAUAGAAAAAGAAAAGAAUCACCUGACACACAUCUUCCCUUGAAGCCUGCUGUGGAAACAAAAGAUUCUGAUGGGAAGAAAGCAGUAAGAGUGAAGGAUGCACUGCCACCUCAACCAGAUUGGUGUUUGGCCUCAUGUUAUGAGACUGCUGAGAAAUCAGAGAAUUUGAAAUCUGAUGAUAAACAACCACUUGCAACAUUACCAGAAUCUGAUUGUGCCCAGAAGAACUUGUCCAGUGGGGACCCGGGACCAUCAAGGCCUGUGGGCCUUCUGAAAAACUGCAAGGUUGCAUUGCAAAGCAUCUUUGGUGAGCCAAUGCCCAAGAUUCACAAGGCUGCCCGUAAGGGCAACAAGGACCGGGUGCAGUUUCUCAUCACAGCAGGCCAUGUCCAUGACAGAGACAGGGAACGCAGGACUGCUCUGCAUUAUGCCAGUGCCUAUGGCCAUCCAGAAGUGGUGACUCUCUUGGUAAAGAGCAAGUGUGAUAUUAAUGCCUGUGACAGUGACUAUGACACCGCUCUGAUUAAGGCUGUAAAAUGCUACGAGGAAGGCUGUGCUAGUAUUCUCUUGGAGCAUGGUGCAAAUCUAAAUAUUGCCAAUGCCAAGGGCGACACUGCUCUGCAUCUUUCGGUAUUUCAUCCAAAGUCUUCACUAACAGCAAAACUGCUUUCGCAUGGUGCCGAUGCUGAGGCAAAAAACAAGGAAGGCCUCACACCACUUAUGCUUGCUCUAAGGGAAAACAGAAUGGAAGCAGCAGCAUUGUUAAAAAAGACAGAAACAAAGAAUGUGGUGAAUGAGCCGGAAAGAAAAAAUUCUCAAUGUGAAAAAAAGGAAUCUUCAAAUUCUGACAAUAGCCCUGCAGUGGUUGCAAGUGAAUCUGAGACUUCUUUAACACCAGAGGUUGCAAUUAAAAUGGAGGCUCCAUCCAUGCCAGAGCCUCAACCUAUUCUUGUGGCUCCAUUCAGGCCAGGCAAGUGCGCUAUCACUGAGGUGUAUCCUUUACACUACGAAGUUUGCUUUUUUAUAUCAGGUUUAAGUUCACUGCAAAAUUGAAAGGAAGCUCCAGAGAUUUGCAGUUGAUCAUGUGCCUCUCACACAUAAGUUGCCUCCUUCCAUGGCCAGUGCUCUCCCCUAGAGUAGUACACUUGUGAUAGAUGAUGACUUACCAUGAGUCUACCCUUAUCCUUAAAAUCUGAAUCUGCGGUUAAUGUUAGGGUUCACUGUUAGUGUUCUCCAUCUGAUGGGUCUAACAAAUGUGUAGGGUAUUUACUGUUGCAUUUAUGUUUGUUCUUAAUUGUUUGUUAAUACUCCAUAUUCAGAAGAAUUUAGGAGAUGAUUAUAGGAAAUUUUUAAUCCAAAUGUUACACUUCUUUAAUUUCUACUUCUGAAAUCCUAUACAUGAAAAAUAGUUUUAAAUUAGUAUGGUUACUUUGUGUGUACUAACAUUAGAGUAAACUUUUAAUUUUUUAAGUAAAUGUGUUAGACUUAGUAAAAGAAUAUUACUACAUGGUUGUAUUACUGAAAAGUGAUUUUUGUGACUAAAAAUAAAAUUUUAAGUCACUUAACAAUUAUUAUCUUCCCACUAAAGUAUGUAAUUUGUAUUGUUCUGUAUAAUGUCCUACUCUGGUUUAGGAGGUGAUAUCUACACACUGUUACUGUGUUUUUGAAUUAUCUCCAAUUGUAUACUAAAUUUCUGUAUCAUGGUAUUAGUAGAUUCAUUAACUUUCUUUAAAUAAUACCUUUUUCUUUGUUUCUUUGUUUAUUCUCUUUUUUUUUCUGUUUCAUUGUCUUCCUUUUUGCAGUGGUUGCCACUCAACCCGAGACUCCACUCAAGUCAGGCAAGUGCUCUACCACAGAGGUGCACCCUUUUCACUAAGAACUUUGUUUUUUAUGUCUGGCUUAGGUUCACAGCAAAGUUGAAAGGAGGAUCCAGAGGGCUUUGAUUGAUCAUGUCCCUCUCACACAAAGUGUUUUGCUUCCCUCCAUGGCCAGUGCCCGCCCCUAGAGGAGUACCCUUGUUACAGAUGAUGACUUACAGUGGUCCUUUGUUACGUUAUCAUCUAACGUUGGCAGUUAACAUUAGGGCAAACUGUUGGUGUUCUAGAUCUGAUGGGUCUACUCAAAUGUGUAGUAUAUUUACUGCUGCAUUUAUAUUUGUUCUUGUUUUUUUCUUAAUACCUCAGGAUUCAGAAGUAUUUAAGAAAUUAACUGUAGGAAAAUUUUAUUCCAAAACACUCCAUUUAUUAAUUUUUACUUCUGAAAUCCUAUACAUGAAAAGAGUUUUAAAUCACUAUGUUUAGUGUCUGUGUAAUAACAUAUAGUGAAGGUUUAAUAUGUUAAUAAAUGCAUUAGACUUAGUAAAAACCAUAUUACUGUAUGAUUGUAUCACUGAGAAGAGUUUUUUGUGACUAAAAAUAAAAUGUUAAGUCACUUAUACAUUAUUUUCCCCCCCAAGAUUUUAACUUACGUUGUUCUCCAUAUUUUCCUAUUCUUCAGUUUAGGAGAUGAUAUCUAGUCUGUGCUACUUUGAUCUUGUAAUUAUCUCCAGGGGUAUACUGAGUUUCUGUAUCUUCUGCAGUAGUGGGUUCAGUAACUAUCUUUAAUUAACAGCUGUGUUUCUUCUCUUUUAUUUUUUAUGUGUUCUCUUUUCCAGGGAUUGGUAGACCUGGCACUCCACUCAUGCAAGGCAAGUGCCCCUCCACUGAACUGUACCCUUUGCACUAUGAACAUUUAUAAACAUCAGGAUUAAGUUCACGGCAAAAUUGAAAGGAAGAUCCAGAGAUUUCCAGUAGACUGUGUGCCUCUCACACAUGAGUUGCCUCCCUCCACAGGCAGUGCCCUCCUCUAAAGUAGUACACUUAGUGUAGACAAUGACUUACACUGGCCCAUCAUUACCAAGCGAAGUCUGCAGUCAGUGUUAGGAUUCACUGUUUGUGUUCCCCUUCUCAUGGUUCUAUUGUAAUGUGAAGUGUAUUUACAGUUCAAUUUAUAUUUGUGUUUAAUUUUUUGUUAAUACUCCAUAUUUAGAAGAAUUUAGGAAAUGAAUUAUAGGAAAUUUAUAACCUAAAAUACUUCAUUCAUUUAAUUUUCCUUGAAUUCCUGUACAUGAAAAUGUUUUAAAUCACUAUGGCUACUUUGUGUGAAUUAAGAUUAAACUUUUAACAUUUUAAACAAAUGUGUUUGACUUAAAAUGUUGCCCCUCUUAUGAAUUAUUUUCCCACUUAAGUAUUUAAUUUAUAUGGCUUUGUAUAAUAUUCCACUCUUUGGUUUAGGAGAUGAUAGUAAUAGUGUGCUACUUUGAUCUUGGAAUUACCUCCUAUUGUACAUUGAGUUUCUAUAACAUGGUAAUAGUUUCAGUACCUGUCUUUAAUUAAUAGCUUUUCUUCUUUGUUUCUUCUCUUCUGUUUUCUUUUCGGUUCCAUUCUUUUCUUUUUUGCAGUGGUUGCCAAAAAACCUGAGAUUCCAUUCGUAUCCGGCAAGUGCUGUACCAUGGAGUUGUACCCUUUGCACUAUAAACUGUUUUUUUAAAUUUCAGGCUUAAGUUCACAGCAAAAUUGAAAGGAAGAUCCAGAGAUUUGCAGUUGAUCAUGUACCUCUCACACAUAAGUUGCCUCCUUCUAUGGCCAGUGCCCUCCCUUAGACUAGAACACUUGUUAUGGAGAGUGACUUAAACCGGUCCAUUAUUAUAAUCCAAAUCUGCAGUUAAUAUUAGUUUCACUGUUAGUGUUCUCCAUCUGAUGGGUCUAUUCAAAUGUGUAGUGUAUUUGCUGUUGCAUUUAUAUUUGUUCUUAAUUUUGUGUUAAAUUCCAGAAUUCAUAAGUAUUUAAGACAUGAAGUAUAGGAAAUUAUGAUUUAAAAUAUUCCUUUUAUUUAAUUUUCAAUUUUGUAAUCUUGUACAUGAUAAAGUAUUUUAAAUCAGUAGGUCUAGUAUCUGUGCACUAACAUUAUAGUGAAGUUUUAAUAUUUUAAUAAAUGCAUUAGACCUAGUAAAACCAUUUUACUACAUGAUUGUAUCACUAAGAAGUGAUUGUUGUGAAUAAAAAUAAAAUGUUAAGUCACCUAUCAAUUAUUUUCUUGCCUAAGUAUGUGACUUAUAUUGUUCUAUAUAUUUUCCUAUUCUUUGGUUUAGGAGAUGAUACCUAUUCUGUACUACUUUGAUCUUGUAAUUAUCUCCAGGUAUAUACUGAGUUUCUGUAACAUGGUAGUAGUAGUUUCGGUAACUACAUUUAAUUAACAGCUUUUUCCUGUGUUGUUUUCUUUUGUCUUCCCUUUUGCAGAGCCUCAACCUAUUCUUGUGGCUCCAUUCAGGCCAGGCAAGUGCGCUAUCACUGAGGUGUAUCCUUUACACUACGAAGUUUGCUUUUUUAUAUCAGGUUUAAGUUCACUGCAAAAUUGAAAGGAAGCUCCAGAGAUUUGCAGUUGAUCAUGUGCCUCUCACACAUAAGUUGCCUCCUUCCAUGGCCAGUGCUCUCCCCUAGAGUAGUACACUUGUGAUAGAUGAUGACUUACCAUGAGUCUACCCUUAUCCUUAAAAUCUGAAUCUGCGGUUAAUGUUAGGGUUCACUGUUAGUGUUCUCCAUCUGAUGGGUCUAACAAAUGUGUAGGGUAUUUACUGUUGCAUUUAUGUUUGUUCUUAAUUGUUUGUUAAUACUCCAUAUUCAGAAGAAUUUAGGAGAUGAUUAUAGGAAAUUUUUAAUCCAAAUGUUACACUUCUUUAAUUUCUACUUCUGAAAUCCUAUACAUGAAAAAUAGUUUUAAAUUAGUAUGGUUACUUUGUGUGUACUAACAUUAGAGUAAACUUUUAAUUUUUUAAGUAAAUGUGUUAGACUUAGUAAAAGAAUAUUACUACAUGGUUGUAUUACUGAAAAGUGAUUUUUGUGACUAAAAAUAAAAUUUUAAGUCACUUAACAAUUAUUAUCUUCCCACUAAAGUAUGUAAUUUGUAUUGUUCUGUAUAAUGUCCUACUCUGGUUUAGGAGGUGAUAUCUACACACUGUUACUGUGUUUUUGAAUUAUCUCCAAUUGUAUACUAAAUUUCUGUAUCAUGGUAUUAGUAGAUUCAUUAACUUUCUUUAAAUAAUACCUUUUUCUUUGUUUCUUUGUUUAUUCUCUUUUUUUUUCUGUUUCAUUGUCUUCCUUUUUGCAGUGGUUGCCACUCAACCCGAGACUCCACUCAAGUCAGGCAAGUGCUCUACCACAGAGGUGCACCCUUUUCACUAAGAACUUUGUUUUUUAUGUCUGGCUUAGGUUCACAGCAAAGUUGAAAGGAGGAUCCAGAGGGCUUUGAUUGAUCAUGUCCCUCUCACACAAAGUGUUUUGCUUCCCUCCAUGGCCAGUGCCCGCCCCUAGAGGAGUACCCUUGUUACAGAUGAUGACUUACAGUGGUCCUUUGUUACGUUAUCAUCUAACGUUGGCAGUUAACAUUAGGGCAAACUGUUGGUGUUCUAGAUCUGAUGGGUCUACUCAAAUGUGUAGUAUAUUUACUGCUGCAUUUAUAUUUGUUCUUGUUUUUUUCUUAAUACCUCAGGAUUCAGAAGUAUUUAAGAAAUUAACUGUAGGAAAAUUUUAUUCCAAAACACUCCAUUUAUUAAUUUUUACUUCUGAAAUCCUAUACAUGAAAAGAGUUUUAAAUCACUAUGUUUAGUGUCUGUGUAAUAACAUAUAGUGAAGGUUUAAUAUGUUAAUAAAUGCAUUAGACUUAGUAAAAACCAUAUUACUGUAUGAUUGUAUCACUGAGAAGAGUUUUUUGUGACUAAAAAUAAAAUGUUAAGUCACUUAUACAUUAUUUUCCCCCCCAAGAUUUUAACUUACGUUGUUCUCCAUAUUUUCCUAUUCUUCAGUUUAGGAGAUGAUAUCUAGUCUGUGCUACUUUGAUCUUGUAAUUAUCUCCAGGGGUAUACUGAGUUUCUGUAUCUUCUGCAGUAGUGGGUUCAGUAACUAUCUUUAAUUAACAGCUGUGUUUCUUCUCUUUUAUUUUUUAUGUGUUCUCUUUUCCAGGGAUUGGUAGACCUGGCACUCCACUCACGCAAGGCAAGUGCCCCUCCACUGAACUGUACCCUUUGCACUAUGAACAUUUAUAAACAUCAGGAUUAAGUUCACGGCAAAAUUGAAAGGAAGAUCCAGAGAUUUCCAGUAGACUGUGUGCCUCUCACACAUGAGUUGCCUCCCUCCACAGGCAGUGCCCUCCUCUAAAGUAGUACACUUAGUGUAGACAAUGACUUACACUGGCCCAUCAUUACCAAGCGAAGUCUGCAGUCAGUGUUAGGAUUCACUGUUUGUGUUCCCCUUCUCAUGGUUCUAUUGUAAUGUGAAGUGUAUUUACAGUUCAAUUUAUAUUUGUGUUUAAUUUUUUGUUAAUACUCCAUAUUUAGAAGAAUUUAGGAAAUGAAUUAUAGGAAAUUUAUAACCUAAAAUACUUCAUUCAUUUAAUUUUCCUUGAAUUCCUGUACAUGAAAAUGUUUUAAAUCACUAUGGCUACUUUGUGUGAAUUAAGAUUAAACUUUUAACAUUUUAAACAAAUGUGUUUGACUUAAAAUGUUGCCCCUCUUAUGAAUUAUUUUCCCACUUAAGUAUUUAAUUUAUAUGGCUUUGUAUAAUAUUCCACUCUUUGGUUUAGGAGAUGAUAGUAAUAGUGUGCUACUUUGAUCUUGGAAUUACCUCCUAUUGUACAUUGAGUUUCUAUAACAUGGUAAUAGUUUCAGUACCUGUCUUUAAUUAAUAGCUUUUCUUCUUUGUUUCUUCUCUUCUGUUUUCUUUUCGGUUCCAUUCUUUUCUUUUUUGCAGUGGUUGCCAAAAAACCUGAGAUUCCAUUCGUAUCCGGCAAGUGCUGUACCAUGGAGUUGUACCCUUUGCACUAUAAACUGUUUUUUUAAAUUUCAGGCUUAAGUUCACAGCAAAAUUGAAAGGAAGAUCCAGAGAUUUGCAGUUGAUCAUGUACCUCUCACACAUAAGUUGCCUCCCUCUAUGGCCAGUGCCCUCCCUUAGACUAGAACACUUGCUAUGGAGAGUGACUUAAACCGGUCCAUUAUUAUAAUCCAAAUCUGCAGUUAAUAUUAGUUUCACUGUUAGUGUUCUCCAUCUGAUGGGUCUAUUCAAAUGUGUAGUGUAUUUGCUGUUGCAUUUAUAUUUGUUCUUAAUUUUGUGUUAAAUUCCAGAAUUCAUAAGUAUUUAAGACAUGAAGUAUAGGAAAUUAUGAUUUAAAAUAUUCCUUUUAUUUAAUUUUCAAUUUUGUAAUUUUGUACAUGAUAAAGUAUUUUAAAUCAGUAGGUCUAGUAUCUGUGCACUAACAUUAUAGUGAAGUUUUAAUAUUUUAAUAAAUGCAUUAGACCUAGUAAAACCAUUUUACUACAUGAUUGUAUCACUAAGAAGUGAUUGUUGUGAAUAAAAAUAAAAUGUUAAGUCACCUAUCAAUUAUUUUCUUGCCUAAGUAUGUGACUUAUAUUGUUCUAUAUAUUUUCCUAUUCUUUGGUUUAGGAGAUGAUACCUAUUCUGUACUACUUUGAUCUUGUAAUUAUCUCCAGGUAUAUACUGAGUUUCUGUAACAUGGUAGUAGUAGUUUCGGUAACUACAUUUAAUUAACAGCUUUUUCCUGUGUUGUUUUCUUUUGUCUUCCCUUUUGCAGAGCCUCAACCUAUUCUUGUGGCUCCAUUCAGGCCAGGCAAGUGCGCUAUCACUGAGGUGUAUCCUUUACACUACGAAGUUUGCUUUUUUAUAUCAGGUUUAAGUUCACUGCAAAAUUGAAAGGAAGCUCCAGAGAUUUGCAGUUGAUCAUGUGCCUCUCACACAUAAGUUGCCUCCUUCCAUGGCCAGUGCUCUCCCCUAGAGUAGUACACUUGUGAUAGAUGAUGACUUACCAUGAGUCUACCCUUAUCCUUAAAAUCUGAAUCUGCGGUUAAUGUUAGGGUUCACUGUUAGUGUUCUCCAUCUGAUGGGUCUAACAAAUGUGUAGGGUAUUUACUGUUGCAUUUAUGUUUGUUCUUAAUUGUUUGUUAAUACUCCAUAUUCAGAAGAAUUUAGGAGAUGAUUAUAGGAAAUUUUUAAUCCAAAUGUUACACUUCUUUAAUUUCUACUUCUGAAAUCCUAUACAUGAAAAAUAGUUUUAAAUUAGUAUGGUUACUUUGUGUGUACUAACAUUAGAGUAAACUUUUAAUUUUUUAAGUAAAUGUGUUAGACUUAGUAAAAGAAUAUUACUACAUGGUUGUAUUACUGAAAAGUGAUUUUUGUGACUAAAAAUAAAAUUUUAAGUCACUUAACAAUUAUUAUCUUCCCACUAAAGUAUGUAAUUUGUAUUGUUCUGUAUAAUGUCCUACUCUGGUUUAGGAGGUGAUAUCUAUACACUGUUACUGAGUUUUUGAAUUAUCUCCAAUUGUAUACUAAAUUUCUGUAUCAUGGUAUUAGUAGAUUCAUUAACUUUCUUUAAAUAAUACCUUUUUCUUUGUUUCUUUGUUUAUUCUCUUUUUUUUCUGUUUCAUUGUCUUCCUUUUUGCAGUGGUUGCCACUCAACCCGAGACUCCACUCAAGUCAGGCAAGUGCUCUACCACAGAGCUGCACCCUUUUCACUAAGAACUUUGUUUUUUAUGUCUGGCUUAGGUUCACAGCAAAGUUGAAAGGAGGAUCCAGAGGGCUUUGAUUGAUCAUGUCCCUCUCACACAAAGUGUUUUGCUUCCCUCCAUGGCCAGUGCCCGCCCCUAGAGGAGUACCCUUGUUACAGAUGAUGACUUACAGUGGUCCAUCGUUAUCAUCUAAUGUUGGCAGUUAACAUUAGGGCAAACUGUUGGCGUUCUCCAUCUGAUGGGUCUACUCAAAUGUGUAGUAUAUUUACUGCUGCAUUUAUAUUUGUUCUUGUUUUUUUCUUAAUACCGCAGAAUUCAGAAGUAUUUAAGAAAUUAACUGUAGGAAAAUUUUAUUCCAAAACACUCCAUUUAUUAAUUUUUACUUCUGAAAUCCUAUACAUGAAAAGAGUUUUAAAUCACUAUGUUUAGUGUCUGUGUAAUAACAUAUAGUGAAGGUUUAAUAUGUUAAUAAAUGCAUUAGACUUAGUAAAAACCAUAUUACUGUAUGAUUGUAUCACUGAGAAGAGUUUUUUGUGACUAAAAAUAAAAUGUUAAGUCACUUAUACAUUAUUUUCCCCCCCAAGAUUUUAACUUACGUUGUUCUCCAUAUUUUCCUAUUCUUCAGUUUAGGAGAUGAUAUCUAGUCUGUGCUACUUUGAUCUUGUAAUUAUCUCCAGGGGUAUACUGAGUUUCUGUAUCUUCUGCAGUAGUGGGUUCAGUAACUAUCUUUAAUUAACAGCUGUGUUUCUUCUCUUUUAUUUUUUAUGUGUUCUCUUUUCCAGGGAUUGGUAGACCUGGCACUCCACUCACGCAAGGCAAGUGCCCCUCCACUGAACUGUACCCUUUGCACUAUGAACAUUUAUAAACAUCAGGAUUAAGUUCACGGCAAAAUUGAAAGGAAGAUCCAGAGAUUUCCAGUAGACUGUGUGCCUCUCACACAUGAGUUGCCUCCCUCCACAGGCAGUGCCCUCCUCUAAAGUAGUACACUUAGUGUAGACAAUGACUUACACUGGCCCAUCAUUACCAAGCGAAGUCUGCAGUCAGUGUUAGGAUUCACUGUUUGUGUUCCCCUUCUCAUGGUUCUAUUGUAAUGUGAAGUGUAUUUACAGUUCAAUUUAUAUUUGUGUUUAAUUUUUUGUUAAUACUCCAUAUUUAGAAGAAUUUAGGAAAUGAAUUAUAGGAAAUUUAUAACCUAAAAUACUUCAUUCAUUUAAUUUUCCUUGAAUUCCUGUACAUGAAAAUGUUUUAAAUCACUAUGGCUACUUUGUGUGAAUUAAGAUUAAACUUUUAACAUUUUAAACAAAUGUGUUUGACUUAAAAUGUUGCCCCUCUUAUGAAUUAUUUUCCCACUUAAGUAUUUAAUUUAUAUGGCUUUGUAUAAUAUUCCACUCUUUGGUUUAGGAGAUGAUAGUAAUAGUGUGCUACUUUGAUCUUGGAAUUACCUCCUAUUGUACAUUGAGUUUCUAUAACAUGGUAAUAGUUUCAGUACCUGUCUUUAAUUAAUAGCUUUUCUUCUUUGUUUCUUCUCUUCUGUUUUCUUUUCGGUUCCAUUCUUUUCUUUUUUGCAGUGGUUGCCAAAAAACCUGAGAUUCCAUUCGUAUCCGGCAAGUGCUGUACCAUGGAGUUGUACCCUUUGCACUAUAAACUGUUUUUUUAAAUUUCAGGCUUAAGUUCACAGCAAAAUUGAAAGGAAGAUCCAGAGAUUUGCAGUUGAUCAUGUACCUCUCACACAUAAGUUGCCUCCCUCUAUGGCCAGUGCCCUCCCUUAGACUAGAACACUUGCUAUGGAGAGUGACUUAAACCGGUCCAUUAUUAUAAUCCAAAUCUGCAGUUAAUAUUAGUUUCACUGUUAGUGUUCUCCAUCUGAUGGGUCUAUUCAAAUGUGUAGUGUAUUUGCUGUUGCAUUUAUAUUUGUUCUUAAUUUUGUGUUAAAUUCCAGAAUUCAUAAGUAUUUAAGACAUGAAGUAUAGGAAAUUAUGAUUUAAAAUAUUCCUUUUAUUUAAUUUUCAAUUUUGUAAUCUUGUACAUGAUAAAGUAUUUUAAAUCAGUAGGUCUAGUAUCUGUGCACUAACAUUAUAGUGAAGUUUUAAUAUUUUAAUAAAUGCAUUAGACCUAGUAAAACCAUUUUACUACAUGAUUGUAUCACUAAGAAGUGAUUGUUGUGAAUAAAAAUAAAAUGUUAAGUCACCUAUCAAUUAUUUUCUUGCCUAAGUAUGUGACUUAUAUUGUUCUAUAUAUUUUCCUAUUCUUUGGUUUAGGAGAUGAUACCUAUUCUGUACUACUUUGAUCUUGUAAUUAUCUCCAGGUAUAUACUGAGUUUCUGUAACAUGGUAGUAGUAGUUUCGGUAACUACAUUUAAUUAACAGCUUUUUCCUGUGUUGUUUUCUUUUGUCUUCCCUUUUGCAGAGCCUCAACCUAUUCUUGUGGCUCCAUUCAGGCCAGGCAAGUGCGCUAUCACUGAGGUGUAUCCUUUACACUACGAAGUUUGCUUUUUUAUAUCAGGUUUAAGUUCACUGCAAAAUUGAAAGGAAGCUCCAGAGAUUUGCAGUUGAUCAUGUGCCUCUCACACAUAAGUUGCCUCCUUCCAUGGCCAGUGCUCUCCCCUAGAGUAGUACACUUGUGAUAGAUGAUGACUUACCAUGAGUCUACCCUUAUCCUUAAAAUCUGAAUCUGCGGUUAAUGUUAGGGUUCACUGUUAGUGUUCUCCAUCUGAUGGGUCUAACAAAUGUGUAGGGUAUUUACUGUUGCAUUUAUGUUUGUUCUUAAUUGUUUGUUAAUACUCCAUAUUCAGAAGAAUUUAGGAGAUGAUUAUAGGAAAUUUUUAAUCCAAAUGUUACACUUCUUUAAUUUCUACUUCUGAAAUCCUAUACAUGAAAAAUAGUUUUAAAUUAGUAUGGUUACUUUGUGUGUACUAACAUUAGAGUAAACUUUUAAUUUUUUAAGUAAAUGUGUUAGACUUAGUAAAAGAAUAUUACUACAUG
This is a messenger RNA of Cavia porcellus (domestic guinea pig), 12533 nucleotides long. Its product is annotated as ankyrin repeat domain-containing protein 27-like. Bases 264 to 2054 code for a protein of 596 amino acids. Gene Ontology annotation, molecular function: protein binding. NCBI's taxonomy places the organism in Eukaryota, Metazoa, Chordata, Mammalia, Rodentia, Caviidae. The transcript is spliced from 19 exons. The record is from RefSeq and is a predicted model, not a curated record.